ACCAGGCAACUGUGUACAUUUUUCUGUUCAGUACGCUUUUGCAAAAUGGUUCUGCAUCGACCUAACAGUUCAGAUACAUGAGAUAGAAAGAAAAAAAAAACGAAAUAAAUAAACGAUCAUGAUUAUAUAUAUAUUAUCACUAGCAGGCGUGGCAUUAGGAGUUUAUUUCUUGUCAUGCGUUAGAUACCAUUGUAAAACUUUAAAAUAUGACAGCCAAGCUAGGAUGGAUGGUAAAACCGUACUAAUUACAGGUGCUUCUUCAGGUAUCAGAAAGGCAACGGCUGAACAUCUCCUCUCGCGAGGAGCCAGAGUCAUCUUAGCAUGUCGUAACUUAACGAAGACGAAGACAGCAGUCGAUGAAAUACUUUCUUCAACUGGUGUUGAUCGACAAAUGGUCAAUAUUGUCCAUUUGGAUCUAUCUGAUCUGGACAGUGUUCGAAAAUGUGUCAAAGAGAUUACAGACACAGAAAAACAACUUGAUGUCCUGAUCAACAAUGCAGGUCUUGGCACAGACAUGAGGAAGACAACAAAACAAGGAUAUGAUAUAAUUUUUGGCGUCAACUUCACAGGGCCAUUCCUUCUGACUUACUUGCUUUUGGAUUUGCUCAAGAAAUCUGCUCCAAGCCGCAUAAUUAAUGUGAGCUCUGUAGUGCAUACUUCGAUAAAAGAAUCACAAAUUUCUUUUCAACCAAAUGAUCCAUCGUCCUCAACUGGUGUUAAAUAUCCCUACUUGAAAAAAUAUCAUAUUAGUAAACUAGCUCAGAUCUGGCAAACAAAUGUACUGGCUGAGAAACUAUCUGCAGACAAUGUAACGGCCAAUAGCAUGAAUCCUGGUUAUGUUCAUUCUGGUAUAUGGUAUGUUGACGCCAACCCAAUGAAACGAAUAGUUUUGCGAUUUUUUGGUUGGUUAUCCUCAAAAAUUGGUCGUACGUCCAAGAAUGCAGCGUUAACUGUUGUAUACAUGGCUGUUGAUCCAGGUUUGGAGAAGGUCAGUGGCUGUUAUUUCGAAAAUGUUGAGAUUUCAGAGAAUAUGUCUGCAUGUGCUAAGAAUAAAACUUUGGCCCAGAAAAUGUGGGAUGUUUCUAUGGAUAUGUGCGGACUUUCAAAAAAAUUUGAAUAAAAUUACUUAGAGAUGUGAGUUGAGACCUAUAACGAGCUUGUUUGUAAAAAUAAUGCCAAUCAAAAGCUGUGUACACCUGAUGCCUGCAGGUUUCAAGGGUCCAUCAGCAAUGAAUGCCCACCGACGACCCCUCUAACCUACUGGUCUCAGGUAUGUUGAUAGCUGUGAAAUUUCAAAAGAAUUAUUUAGAAAUCUGAUUUAAAUAAAUAAAAGAAAGGACAGAGAGCCAAAUCCAUAUUUUAUAUCUGUUUUACUUCUGGAUAAUGUUCUGGAUUUUUGUUUUUCUUAUUUCUUUUACUGGUUUCAGUCAUUGGACAGCAGCCACAAUGGGCCUCUACUCUCAAGGGCUUCAGUAGAUCGGAUUUAAAUUCCUGUACUGAUCUCAAGCUGGUAUUUGCAUUAUUGAUCUCAAUUUACUGAAUGACUGAGUGACACUUUUAACAAAAAAAGACUAACAGACCAAUUUUACACAUAACUACCAAUCCGGACAUCUAUACACAUAUACACACAUUCACUCCCACACAUGUUGAACUGUUAAUCUCUACACAAUAUUUUUUCCCCUCUCAUUCCUUUCUGUUUAAGAGCGUAGGCUCAAAAUGAGAAAGAGCUUUCCAUUCUU
Messenger RNA from Octopus bimaculoides (California two-spot octopus), 1739 nucleotides. Its product is annotated as retinol dehydrogenase 11. The record is from RefSeq and is a predicted model, not a curated record. NCBI's taxonomy places the organism in Eukaryota, Metazoa, Mollusca, Cephalopoda, Octopoda, Octopodidae.